This is a messenger RNA of Armigeres subalbatus, 2033 nucleotides long. RefSeq names its product glucose dehydrogenase [FAD, quinone]-like. Gene Ontology annotation, molecular function: oxidoreductase activity, acting on CH-OH group of donors; flavin adenine dinucleotide binding. Bases 1 to 1944 code for a protein of 647 amino acids. The transcript is spliced from 2 exons. The record is from RefSeq and is a predicted model, not a curated record. NCBI's taxonomy places the organism in Eukaryota, Metazoa, Arthropoda, Insecta, Diptera, Culicidae.
AUGGGGCCGUUUGAAGUGCAGGCAACACUUUUGAGAAUAGCGUACACGCGUCCUGCCAGUGUUUUAAUAUUGCUGUUGAUGGAUGCCAUGAUCUGGCUGCAGCGCCCAGAUAUUGUUGACUUUCACAACCGAGUUCAAGAUAUUCCUCCGGAGUUCAUUUACGACGUGUACGAUUUUGUCGUUGUAGGCGGCGGGAGCGCAGGUUCUGCAGUGGCUGCAAGGCUUUCAGAAGUUUGUGACUGGGACGUGUUGCUGCUGGAAGCUGGUCCGGAUGAGACAGACAUAUCCGAUAUUCCAUAUGUGUUUCCUGUGCUACAAAAAUCUAAAUUAGAUUGGCAAUUCAAAACUGUAGCCAACUCAAGCUUUUGCCAAGCCAUGCAAAAAGAACAGUGUUUAUGGCCUCGGGGAAAGGUUCUCGGUGGUUCAUCGGUGUUGAAUGCUAUGAUGUAUAUUCGAGGCAAUCAGGAAGAUUAUAACGAGUGGGCAGAUUUAGGCAAUAAGGGUUGGAGUUGGGAAGAUGUUUUGCCAUAUUUCAUAAAAAUGGAAAAUGUGCGAGAUCCAAACAUAGCUGACAAGCCUUGGCAUGGCACAACAGGACCCUUAACAGUUGAUUUGUUUAAAAGUCAAACAAAAAUGUAUCCCUUUUUUUGUGAAGCAGCGAAACAGAUGGGGGGUUCGUGGGCUGACGAAAUGAAUGGUCCUUCUCAAAAUGUAUUUGGACCACUCCACGGUUCAAUUCGAAAUGGUUUACGGUGUAGUACCGCGAAAGCUUACCUGCGACCAGUUUCAAUGCGUAAGAAUCUGCAUAUAUCUUUGAACACUAUGGUGGAAAAAAUUCUGAUUGAUCCUGAAGAAAAAAGAGCCUACGGAGUUAUGUAUACCAAAGACAACAAACGUCGAUAUGUGUUAGUGACGAAGGAAGUGAUUCUAUCAGCUGGAUCUUUAAACAGUCCUCAUCUUUUAAUGUUGUCUGGGGUAGGGCCACGAGAGGAACUAGAACAACAGAACAUCGAAGUUGUCCACGAAUCACCGGGAGUAGGACAAAAUUUGCAAGAUCAUGUCGGCACUGGAGGUCUCGCUUUCCUGAUAACCAAUCCUAACAACACAGGACGCCUUUCCAUCAGUAUGCUCGAUUCCAUAACCAAGCCGUCCAUUCAGAAUUUCCUCUUCAACAACAGUGGUAUUUUGAUGGGUAUGCCAAUGUGUCAAGUUAUGGGAUUCAUAAACACAAAAUUCAAUCCACCUAACAGUACGCGCCCAGAUAUACAACUGUUUAUAGCAGCUCAAACGGAUGUGUCCGAUGGAGGCACUUGGGCAGCCUAUGGCUCAGGAUUUACUUACAAAUAUUAUGCAGAAAAUUUCUCUAAAUGGGUUUUCCAUGACUCUUUCAUGUGUCUUCCUCUAUUGAUGAGACCAGAGAGUAGAGGGUAUCUAAAAUUGAUCAGCAAUGAUCCAUACGUCAAAAUUGCAAUCCAUCCUAAUUAUUUUGCUGUACAACGAGACGUCGACAUAUUGAUCGAAGGUUUGCAAUUUUGUUUGAACUAUUCAACAACUCCAGUAAUGCAACCACUGAAGCCAACCUUCAUUUAUGAUACCGAAAAAGGAAGCACUUGCGGUGACAGGAAGGGUGAAAAGUUCUAUGAGUGCCUGGUACGACAUUAUUCCCAGACUAUUUAUCACCCAGUCGGCACAACGAAAAUGGGACCCAAAACGGAUCCAAUGGCGGUCGUUGAUGCACGGCUGAAUGUUUACGGAAUCGCUGGAUUGCGAGUUGUCGAUGCAGGAAUAAUGCCAACAAUCGUUACCGGAAACACUAAUGCUCCAACCAUUAUGAUUGGCGAGAAGGCGGCGGAUAUGAUCAAAUCCGAUUAUCUGAAAGAGCUACUUCAGAAACCGGAUCUGAAGCCAUGUUAUACUUACGAAUAUCUGUAUUUUCAUAAGUAAAUGCAUGCUUCUUUUGCACAAGUUAAACAGCAAAUUAAUGUUAAGUAUGUUCAGUUCAUAUUAGUAUACUAUAAUUUUGAUGAGGGAAC